Messenger RNA from Larimichthys crocea (large yellow croaker), 3217 nucleotides. RefSeq names its product signal transducing adaptor family member 2a (gene stap2a). Gene Ontology annotation, molecular function: signaling adaptor activity. NCBI's taxonomy places the organism in Eukaryota, Metazoa, Chordata, Actinopteri, Sciaenidae. The record is from RefSeq and is a predicted model, not a curated record. The transcript is spliced from 11 exons. Bases 210 to 1304 code for a protein of 364 amino acids.
AAACAUCUCUAUCUCUCGGACAUUAAUCCACAACCAUCAAAUUUGUAUCUGCACAGCCACCCGUCUGCAUGAUCCCCAGACACAGCAGGCUUCAGCACCCAGCUGUUGGAUUAUAGCCACGGCACUAUCUCAUCGGGGAAGGCGUGUCACUCCCCCCCGAAUUACUCAGCGCCCCUUUGUCCUCGGUCGGUGCCCAGCCAGCGACACUCAUGGCGGCUGCACCCAUCAGGCAGCGCUCCGGGCCAGGGGGACCCCGGGCGCAGCUCCCGCCCUGCUAUUAUGAAGGAUACCUGGAGAAGCGAGGACCGAAAGAAAAGGCAUCCAGGCGACUAUGGACCUGCCUGUGUGGGAAUUCUUUGUAUUUCUUCAAUAAUGCCAAGGACGCUCAUUAUGUGGAGAGGCUGGACCUCGGUGGGUUUGUGUCCCUGAAGGACGACUGCAGUCGUGACAGGAACCUGGAGGCAGCCAGGCUCAUCCUGCGCAUGAAGGAUGGGGAGACCAAACUCACAGCACCUAACUUGGAAUCAAGGGAGCUGUGGAAAGGUUUCCUCUACUCCGUUAUAGAUCUGAAUGUCCCGUCCUGUCUCACGUUGCUGCCUGGCCAGCUGCAGAUGCUGAGGGAGGUUGUGGACAAAGAGAGGUCCAGGCGGAGAACUCGCACUCCCACGCGUGCUCCUCCGUCCCCCCUCUCUGUGCCUUUAGUGGGAGAGAUCCCACCGUGUUUUCGACCGGUGUCUCGAACAGAGGCUGAAGUCCUUUUAGAGAGACACCCAGACUGUGGCAACAUGUUGCUCCGACCGGGGAGAGACGGCUGCUCGCUGGCUGUCACUACUCGGCAGGACCUCAAUGGGUCAGUGUUCAGACAUUAUCGUGUGACCCAGAGGGACCAAGGUGGUUAUGUCAUUGAUGUAGAAAAUCCUAUUCCCUGUGCUGACCUUCAUGAGGUCAUCGACGCUCUGGUGGAGAAGACAGCAGGAGCUCUACAGCCAUUCCUACUGGAGGAGCCUUAUGAAGAGAAUAUAACGUACGUUUCAGCCAAUGAUGAGAACGGAGAAAGGAUCCUUCACACUGCCCCCUCUAGCCCCCUGCCAAGGGCUCCCGCCCUGCCUCCAAAACAAGAUCGUUGGCCUAGCAGCCCUCUGUCCAGGUCUCCUGCGCCUGACCGCCGUAUCCUGACCUCACCAGUGCCGGCCUCGCCCACCAACCCAAUGAGACGACUCAUCCUCUCCCCAUCACCUCUUACACAGACACUCAACGAGGAGCUCAAAAUGAAGCUGGAAAAGAGACGAGCCAGUCAGGAGUGACUUACUCAUAAGGAACAACUUCCUGUCACAGCAUACUCAAUCUCAAUCAGUGCCAAACCCCGUCUCACCGCAGCUAUGUAUUCAUCCUGUGCCUUCUAGGUGGAAGACAAGGGACAACAAAUAUCGCCACUUUCUCAUAGGGAGAUACAAAAUAUUCAGAUUUUCACUCUUUUGGUCUUUGCUACAUGGUUGUGGACUUUGUGGAAAUGGACUGGUAAACACUGGAUUAGGUUCAUUAAACCUCAUUGAAUGCUGCCUUGGUUGGGGUAACAAUUCACUAGUGCUUUGUCCACUUGUGUAAAGUUGUUUACAAACUGACUCUGAGCAAAAAAAAAAAAAAAAAAAAAAAAAAAGAUGCCAAAUGAUUUUCCUUUAGAAUAAAGUCCACAAAAACAACAAAUCAAUACAACUGGCAGCUAAGAUCUAUUGGAGAUGCACAAACACGUGCCGGACCACCAACUGAGCCUGAUGUUUUCCAGUCUGAGCGUCCUCCCCGUCCGACCGAGCUGCUAAUGUUACUGUUGCAACACUGUAGACUAAAGAACAAACAAAUCACAGACUCUGAAGAUCAACACCAGAGCGACCACCUCUGACCUGAGGCACUUUAUCUGUUCUAAAAGUGAAUUUGCAGUUCAAGUUGCUGCUCAGCAUUUCUCUCCAUUCACCUCAUUACAUGAAACAUGAGUGGAAAAAAAACCCUAAAAACUGUAAACUGCACAAUCUCUGCCUGCUGCUCUCCGAGUGCUAUUUGUAAUUGAUAAGCAACCAUUAAUGUAUCGCUGAUUCAAUGACACUGUUGUGGCUCAUGUAUGACUCAACUUUAACUGUACUGUUGGUGCUUGUUAUUUUAAAAAAGUGUUUCCUCUUUCUCUGCUACUGUGUACGUGUUGGUGCUAUGACUCACCAGUGCUCAGAUCUGCCUGGAAACUCCAGGUGAUUUCUGUUCCUCUUCAAGAAACCCAAUCUGCUGUAUUUACAUGUGACGCUGCCCUCUAGUGGAAUGGCUGUCAACUAAAGUGACAGAAACAUUAGGAGGGUGAAGCCUUUGGGUGUUAACACAAUGACUAAACACUUGGCAUAAACCUGUUUAUGUUGCAGACCGAACCUGAAAUACCGUUGGCUAUAUCACAGUAUUACACCACACCCUACCUCCCUACCUUUAAUAACAAACUCAUGAUUUAUUAUUACAGAUCUGAAGUCUCAACAACAACAACAAGUAUUUUUACGUGGGAAUUUUUUUGGACCUUUUGCCAGUCCUUGCAGAUUUGAAGUGUCUGAGUACUAGUAACAAACUGUGAUCUUCUUACAAUGAGCGGAUUCUUGUAUGUUUGUACAUGACGUGUUGUGUCUACUUGAUCACUAUCAAAGAAUAGUGUUUGUUAGAUAUCAAGGGCAUUAAAUCAUUUUGCAUGGAUGUGAUGUGUCCUUGUUGUAAAUGAAUUGUGCACUAUUUAUUUUAUUGUUUGUGUUUCCUAAGUGUCAGGCUGUUAGGACCCAGUCAUUGAAUGAUGAUUGAUGAAACUGAAUAAGGACAUUAGAUAAUGAUUAGUUAUUAGAUAAUGUCGGAAUUAAUCAAUACUGUGAAUGAUUAGAGAUGAUGCUGGACAAUCUGUCCUGUUUUUUUAAAUAUGACCCAUAAUCAAGUCUUGUUAAUGUUUACCACAGAAAGAUGGAAAGAAAUUUUUGACUUUUUUUUUUAGUUCCCUCUUGUCCUUUUUCCUUCAUUCAUCAUCAUCUUACAUUACAAACACUUAAAUACAUUUAUUAAGAAUCAAGUAUUUCUCCAUGUUCAGAUUAGAUCAUUUUUGAAACAAGGACAUGUGUUUUGUGUUUUUUUUUAUUUAUUUGGUGGCCUUUCCUCUACCACUCAGUGGAAACUUGGGUCCAAUUUAAAAAAAAAAAAAAAAAAAAAA